AUGAGACUUGUUACUUGGUUCCAUGUUCAGCAAGAAAUCAAAUCCUUCCCAAUCGAGGCAAGCUAUAUACUGAUGAUAUUUGAGUUCGUCAAGAUCACCGCAAGCCAACGUGAGAUUGAUCAUCCAGGAGACUUUAGUACUUAUAAUUCUCCUCAAUAUCAUUAUUUGCAUGAUAAAGUAUUGAAGGUGAAUCCCUUAGUCAAUAGGACAGCGAUUCUACGGGAUUAUAUUGCUUGGCUUCUUUCCGACUCUAUACGUAUCACAGAAGAUGACCAGUCAGCUAUUAUUGAAGGAGUAUUUAAGGUCCUUGACGACCCCAUACGCGAGCUGCCUAUUGUUGUUUCUGUGGCAGAAUUUACUCUGCACAUAUUGGAUGGGAACGAUGAUAUCAUUGAGAGGGUUGCAACGGAGUCCUUGGAAACAUUUACUCCCAAGCUUCUUCCGGCAACUAAAUCAUCUAUUCAAAAUUUGGAGAAAGUAGGGCUUGAUAGUUUGGAAAUAAAAUCUACUAUGGAACUGACACCCUCUUGUGUUAUUUGUAUGGAGGGCCUUGAUUACUCUGAUGAUGAUGCACCGGAUGAAGAGGGGGUAGUUGAUCCUGAUCAUAAACGUCGUGACAUCGUGAUCACUCGCAUGCCAUGUUUACAUUAUUAUCAUGAAGAUUGCAUUGUCCGUUGGCUGGAGAUCAAUCACUGGUGUCCCAUUUGCCGAUACCCAAUGCCAAUCGUGGAAGUGAGCGGCAGCCAUGAAAAGUAG
This is a messenger RNA of Rosa rugosa (rugosa rose), 756 nucleotides long. RefSeq lists its product as uncharacterized. NCBI's taxonomy places the organism in Eukaryota, Viridiplantae, Streptophyta, Magnoliopsida, Rosales, Rosaceae. Gene Ontology annotation, biological process: protein ubiquitination. Gene Ontology annotation, molecular function: ubiquitin protein ligase activity. The coding region runs from base 1 to 756 and encodes 251 amino acids. The record is from RefSeq and is a predicted model, not a curated record. Gene Ontology annotation, cellular component: cytoplasm. The transcript has a single exon.